CAUCAACAACAACAACAACAACAACAACAGCAGCAGCAGAAGCAACAGCAACAACAACAACAACAACAACAACAACAACAGUUCAGGGCGGGAAUAGCUGAUAAUGUUGAAACUCCAUGUAAUAUUACCAUCACGGUAGUUGGACACAAAGGAGUUGGGAAAUCCUGUUUUGUGAAACAGAUCCAGAAAGAAUACAUUCCGGAAGGUGGGCCUACUUCAACCAACACCGCUGACUUUUUUGUUAAUUACUUAGCUUACGAUCCGAACAGCGGUUUCCGAAAGAAACUUGAUAAAAAUGGGGAAGAGGAGACUGGUCGGAUAAGAAUUAAAAGGAUCAUAGAUCGAUACCGAAAACAAGCGAAGUCUGAUAAAGAAUCUCCUGUAAGUGUGACCAAUCUUCAGGACCAGGGUGUUAAAGAUCAACCAGCAUCUCUCACCAAAGCAAAAGUGAGAAAUGAAGUCGCAUCAACGUCAUCAUCUGCCGCAAAAUCUGCACAAGAACCAUCAUCUCCAUCUUCAUCGACAAAACCAGAAGAUCGCCGGAAAAGGCAAUCGCAUUCGCAUCAUUCCCGUUCAAAUGAUAUGAAGCGUAUGGAGUUAUCUUCCGAACAACAAAAUGUUAUAGAAGAGAUUAUGCAGACUGAAACUGAGGAAAAAGACAAGCAGACGGAGGGCUUCAUCACAAUCUAUGAUUUUGGAGGAGAGAAAGUGUUCUAUAACACCCAUCACUGUUUUAUGUCAAGUAACAUGGUCUUCGUUCUGGUGUUCGACGUGGCGAUGUGUCUUGAUCCUACUAGGUCAAAGGAUGGCUAUGAAAGGAUCGAAACCUGGCUGAGGUCUAUUGCUACCUAUGCUAUUGACCAAGCCGCCGGUGGUAAAGGGACGCCUCCCGUAAUCCUGGUUGGAUCUCACUUGGAUAAAGUUUCUCAAGAUAAACAAAAACAGGAAGAAGCAUUUGGCGAAGUGCUGAACAAAUUGUACGAGAACCCUCAACUAAGUGCAAUUAUGGAAAAUCACGUACAGGAAAUGUAUCCAAUCGCCCACCUGAACGAUUCUGAAAAGAAUCAAGACCUAUACGAGGUGGUAUGGAAAAAGGUUAUAGAGAUUGCUCCGCUUCAAUCGCAAUGGAAGAAACCUAUACCCGCAAGAUGGCUGGCUCUGCAACACCAGCUGAUUAAACGGAAAAAUGCUGGGACUGUGAUUCUAACGUAUGAAGAAUUGUUGGAAAUCAACAACCAGUCAGCAAUCCCGUUGGCCGAACACGAAGUCACAGACUUUCUUAGGAAUUUGAUAUUUGCUGGAUUCCUAUGCUUCGACUUUGGAAGUCUGAGACCUUUUGUCGUGUUAAGACCUCAGUGGAUAAUAAACGGCUUCAAAAGCAUUAUCACAGAUUCAAGUUUCAUGACAGGCCUAUCGGCGAAGAUAAAAGCUCAGUGGACAAAAUAUGAGAGAACUGGUGUCCUUAAACUCGACUUGAUCCAGCAACUUUGGGAACGAAACGACGACAAAAGCUUCUUUGAAAACAUGAAAACGCUCUACAACAUCAUGGAAACACUUGGCUUGCUAGCAAAUCCAAUGCUAGAUAUUUCAAAUGAAGAGGUUGAUUACUUCAUAGUGCCAAGUAUGCUCCGGCCGGCGGAUCCCGAAAUUAUUCGACCAGUACUUGAUGACCCUGAAACCGUUGCCACUGUCACACUUUGUCUCAUGUUCGACAACCCAUUCAUUCCGCUAGCCGUAUGGGACAAGAUGAUUGCUGCCUGCCUCCACAGGUUCCAGCGACUUAAUGAGCGCCGCCAUGACGGUUCAAGGUUUAUCCAACGCGGAUUUGUCUGUCUGUCUGUAGACUUUCUGUGGAACGUGAUUGUCAACUGCCGCGAAAAUGUCAUGAAAAUUACCAUGUUCAAGAAGGAUACGGAUCAAUCAGUUCCAACAGGAGUCGGAGUUAACUUACGCAGCAUUCUAGAAUUUCAUCUUAACAGGAUUCUAGAAUUGAAUCACCAGAGUCAUCUCAAGUACCAAUUCUACCUCCACAACGACUACUCCUUCUCUGUCGAGGACAAGAUGGUGAAGGUAGACGAUCUCCGACAGACCACACGCCUACAAUGCCACAGUUCUGAUAAGAGCCGAUGGCUAGAAAUAGAGGACAUACACAUCUGGUUCAAACACCCAGACCAGAAGAGUACGUGGACCCAGAGAAGUCAUGUUGACUCGAUGAAGGAUCUACCGGAUAGAAAGCUGUCAGGCAAAGAGAUGGGUCGACUGUCCAGAUACAUCGGUUUUUCAUAUCAGACUUUCUUUGUCGAGCUGGGCUGCCCUUUUGUAGUACUGGAACAGAAGAUGGCAGAAAACCGUGAAUUCUCCUUUAGAACUCUCAUAACGAAGAUCUUUAUUCACCUCCUUCAAACGAAUGCGGAUGUUACAUUCACAAGAGUUGCAGAUGCGAUGUCAGAACAUGGCUUGGAUCCAGAAACACUGUAUAACAUCCUUGACGACAACAGGGAUAUGUUGUUUAAUGACGACAUUUUGUCGGAGGGAUUGUUACAGAAAUGCCUAACUGUAUAUGACGCUCCGGUCAUAGCCAAACUCGUGAACGCCAAGGACUACUACAACCUGUUCCUUGAGCUCGGCUUAACGCCAAUAAGAGUUGACGAGUUUGACGUCAACUUCAGAAACGAUACAAUUCUCAACAGGAUCAAUGCGAUGGUUGAGGAGUUUAUUGAGAAUCCUAGUCGACGUCCUACUCUAAACACAGUUCUGCUUGCGAUGGCGGAAUGCGACAUGGACACCAAUUCCCUCCUACAAGCCCUAACUCAAACAAAGUGAAAGCAGGACAGCCUAUUAGAUGUUUGAGAUUUGGAGCAAGUUCCGGACUGUCUGUUGAUGUUCUGACGCGGAAAAGCGGCCAGAUUACAACGGAUGUUACAUCUCUCGGGAUGAAUCCAGGUUUCACAAGAGAACAUGUCAAGAAAGGCCGACUUGGUAUCAGUGACGUUAAAGACGUCAAAUUAUGUUAACGUAUUGAUUCUGGAUCGGCAGUGUUUGUCGUGACCCUUACCCUACAUACUACCCAGACGCGUGACUGUAGAUAGCAAUUGAGUUGAUCAACAACAAUACAAUUGAUAAACCAAUUGGAAGCAUUCACGGGAAACUCAAAUCCGACCAUGUAAAGGCGCUCGUGCUUAAAACGCUUACACUUUGUACAUAACGAAACAGACGCUAUGGCAUUCACAGUGUAUUACAUGUAUGUUAAUGCUGCCUUGUUUAGAAAAACGAGCUAUUUCUCAACAUUUUUAAUCUAUCUAUGUGAUGAUGGAAUCUAUUUUAUAUAUAAUAAUUUGUUGGUCUAUAGUGUCUGAACAAUAGUAAGGAUUUCAUUUCAAUGUAAGAUUUCUGUCUGUGUACAUAGAUGAUGUUAUAUACUGAAUAUUAUCAUUUUCAUUGUAAAUAUAUUCAGAAACAAAUUAACGUUAGAAUAUAUCAGAAUGGUGUAAUCGUAGAUAUAUUGCAUAUAUUGUUAUUUCAAUAAUCUUACCAAUAUUUUCAACAAGGUUUUUUUUAUAUACCCAGACGUUACUAUAUGAUGACCAUUUUAUAACGUCGAUCGGGUCCAUGGUGAAUAAGGUCGUUGAACUGGACCCAGUUGUUCCAAAUGGCGAUUAGGCUUAUCACAGUUAAACAACAGUUUUAAAAUCCGGACAAAAGUAUUUGUAAACUAAUUCUGCUAACUUUUAUUAAAUUAUAACACUACCUACCUAUUUUAAGAAAUAAUUACACCCAGGAUUGGAAAUAAAGAUAAAAUGGAUUGUUAACUAAUCAUGUGAUUCAGCUAACUACCUUUUGAACAACUGGGCCCUGUUAUUUUUUUAUUAUGUUUUAUUCUUGUUUUCCCCUAACAAAAAGACGUUUGUUUUUUGGAAUAGCAAGAUUAUGUAGUACGACCGACAAUGUCAAAAUGCAAUAUAAUGUUCUGUUGGGGUAUUGCGAUUAUUUUUGAAACAGUUUAUUAGUAUCUUUAAAUAUGCAUAAUUUUUGUUUACAUUUAUUUUACCUUUGUUUUCAUAUACAAUACAAUUUGUUCGAGAGUAUGAUAUGUUGAUUGUUUGCUCAUUUUAAAUGAUGAACACAGUUUACCAACCGGAAAACGGACAUAGGUAACCAUGUCGUUUAUUUGUUGACUGGGUUUAUCGACAAGUAAACAACCAGAGUCAUACCUACUUGUCCUGAUUUAGUCAAUAUAGUGUACGUACAGGUCCUUAUUUAUUCAAUGUAUUGUGCAUACACAUCCUGAUUAAGUCAGGUACAUAUAUUGUACGCACACGUCCUGAUUUAGUCAGGUACAUUUAGUGUACGUACACGUUCUGAUUUAGUCAAAUGCAUAGACUGUACGUACAUGUCCUGAUUUAGUCAGACACAUAAAUUGUACUUACACGUCCUGAUUUAGUCAGGUACAUAUGUUGUACGUACACGUCCUGCUUUAGUCAAAUGCAUGGAUUGUAUGUACACGUCCUGAUGAAGUCAGGUACAUAGAUUGUACGUACACGUCCUGAUUAAGUCAGGUACAUUAAUAGUACGUAUACGUCCUGAUUAAGUCAGGUACAAACAUUGUACGUAUACGUCCUGAUUUAGUCAGGUACAUUAAUUGUACGUUCACGUCCUGAUUAAGUCAGGUACAAACAUUGUACGCACACGUCCUGAUUAAGUCAGGUACAAACAUUGUACGCACACGUCCUGAUUUAGUCAGAUACAUAGAUUGUACGUACACGUCCUGGUUUGUUCAGGUACAUUAAUUGUACGUACACGUCCUGAUUUAGUCAGGUACAUAG
Messenger RNA from Pecten maximus, 4823 nucleotides. RefSeq lists its product as uncharacterized. The record is from RefSeq and is a predicted model, not a curated record. Bases 583 to 2823 code for a protein of 746 amino acids. The transcript has 9 exons. NCBI's taxonomy places the organism in Eukaryota, Metazoa, Mollusca, Bivalvia, Pectinida, Pectinidae.